CCAACCCUGAAUAACCUGAGUAAUCCAAGCUGAUACUGCAGACAUAGGAAGGAUUUUUCCAAAUGUGGUUCUUCACGUUGGGCUCAAGCCUCGGGCAGCACUGGGUGCUCUGGACGGGUAGGGACGGACGCACUCAGCCCUCAGCCCGGACCCGGCCUCGGAAGCCGGAUCAGGGAGCUUCGGUCCGGGGACAAACACCCCUCAAGGACCUCUCCCGGCGGUAUCCUUUGGCCAUGGCACUGCCGCCGCCACUGCCCCCGCCACUUCCGUCACGAACGCAGAAGUCCCUCCCCGACGCCGGAAGUGCCGCGGACCUGCUUCCGCGCAGUCCUCCUCCACCCCGCCGCAGAGGCGAGGACCUGCUUCCGGCCCCGGGUGGGCGCCGGCUCGGCUCGCCGUGCGCCCCCGAACGCUGUCCCGGGAGCUUCGUUCCCCCGGACGCCGGCGCCGGAAGCUCGGACCGCGGCCGCGCCAGGAGAGCGCCGGUCCGGGCGCUAGGCUCGUGGGGGGCCAUGAACGGAACCGCGAACCCGUUGCUGGACCGCGAGGAACACUGCCUGCGGCUCGGGGAGAGCUUCGAGAAGCGACCGCGGGCCUCUUUCCACACCAUUCGCUAUGACUUUAAGCCAGCAUCCAUAGACACUUCCUGUGAAGGAGAGCUUCAGGUUGGCAAAGGAGAUGAAGUCACAAUUACCCUGCCACAUAUCCCUGGAUCCACACCACCAAUGACUGUGUUCAAGGGGAACAAACGGCCUUAUCAGAAAGACUGUGUGCUUAUUAUUAAUCAUGACACUGGUGAAUAUGUGCUGGAAAAACUCAGUAGCAGCAUUCAGGUCAAGAAAACAAGAGCUGAGGGGAGCAGUAAAAUCCAAGCCCGAAUGGAACAGCAGCCCACUCGUCCCCCACAGCCAUCUCAGCCGCCACCACCUCCACCACCUCUGCCAUUCAGAGCUCCGACAAAGCCUCCAGUUGGACCCAAAACUUCUCCUUUGAAAGAUAACCCUUCACCUGAACCUCAGCUGGAUGACAUCAAAAGAGAGCUGAGGGCUGAAGUUGACAUUAUUGAGCAGAUGAGCAGCAGCAGUGGGAGCAGUUCCUCAGACUCUGAGAGCUCGUCGGGAAGCGAUGAUGACAGCUCCAGCAGCGAGGGUGAGGACAACGGUCCGGCAUCUCCUCCACAGCCUGCACACCAGCAGCCCUACAACAGCAGGCCGGCUGUUGCCAAUGGAACCAGCCGGCCACAAGGAAGCAACCAGCUCAUGAACACCCUCAGAAAUGACUUGCAGUUGAGUGAGUCUGGCAGUGACAGUGAUGACUAGAGCCAGAUCUUUCGAAAUCAGCGUCUCGGUGCACAGAUCUGCUGCCGGACCGGGCUGCGCUCGCAUGGAGCCCGUUGCCAAGAGGGACAUGCUGUGGAUCGGUGACUGUAGCAGGAGUUCGAGGCUCUGGAGGUCUCAGAUACUCAAGUCUUUAACUUAGUGGUGAUGGGUGAUUUUCUCAUGUAAUUUUUGAACAAUCUCAUGUUGCAAAGUAGAUCUAUAGAAGAACUAACAGAAUUCUAUUGCUAUUUGGUUAACACUGUUCAUGAAAAACAGACAAAUGUGCCCUGGUCUAGGUUACUCAAAGGCCAUCAUCUUAACCAGGCCAGUGAUUCACUUUUAAACCUCAGCAGCCACCAGUUUGGCCAGGUGGUCUGCACCAGUGAAAUGAAACCUGGUCUUUAAGGGGUAGGGGAGAGAGGGAGACCUCAGACUGCAGCAUAGAAGUAUUUUACAACCACUUUAAACUGUUGAGACAAAGUGGUGAGGAAGUUUUGUCUGACCCAGCUUGACGAGCCUGUGUAGAGAUGGACUUGAGGAGGGAGUCCUAGAGCAGCUGCUGGGCAGGACCCCGGAGCUCCGCGAGUUCAGCCCCCUCACUUACAAGUGAGGAAAGAGAAGCACACAGCUGGUUCGUGGCCCGUCUCCUGCCCCCGCCCCAGCUUUUCCUGCUGCUCCCACCCUUGAAUCUCAUUAACUGGAACCAGAGAUUCUUGUUCAUGGGACUUCUAGUUGUACGUCAGAGAUUUGAUUGGAUUCCCAAAGAUGAAGUGUUGGGUGCUUCUGGCUCAAAUUCUGAUCCAAAAAGUCCCUAGAUACACAAGGCUGGCUGAGCAGAUUAAACCAGCAGCCACUGUGCUGACACAUGAGAUUCAAUUAAAUUGGGGCUUUUAGUUCCACGUAGGUCCAUACUGAGUGUUUCCCGUUCAGUGAAUUUUAGUAAGGGGAGGUAGGAGUGGGAGAGAGGUGUAGUGAAGGAACCUUUCUGAGCAAAAGAACCAGCAGCAGGCUUCCAAAAACCAGAACCUAGAUAGGGGUUCUGCAAUAUGAAACGAGCACAUUCUUAGAUAAGGUAUUUCUCUUCAUGCUUUUGUACCACUGUUUGUGCCUGACUCCCAGACUGAUUUGUAUUUUUGAUAAACUAGAAGAAAGUCACAAGAUUGCCUUUUGCAGUGUGCAGUUUCCAAACGAAUCUGUUGUUACAGGAAACUGGUCACUAGUAAAUGUUCCAUAUUGAGUGAAUGUGUGAUAAAUCAUCCUGUGAUUGGUAUGGAGUAGCCUGUUUCUAUAAUUUGAAUGGAUACAAUUUGAACGUCCUGAGAAAUUUCCAUUUGCUUUGGUUCAAUGGGUGUUAAGAACAUUGAAAAUGAUUUUCCUUCCUUGGGUUCUUCCACUCAAAGAUGGCCUCUGCUUCCCCAGCUAGUGGAUGGAAGCAGUCUGGACCUGGAAAGGAAUUAGAUGAUUCGUGGUGGGGGCUUUGGUGAGAGUUGCACCUUAUGGAGUCCCCUGUUUCAUGUGCAGUGACUCCAGUGAGCUGGAGAUGUGGGUCGGGAGCCAUCAUCCGGUGGCACACUCGCACCGCCACCCCCCCCCCCCCCCACGUGUAGGUAAUGGGGACACACUGGUACUCGGUGGUGGGUUCUCAGCCCAUCGUGAGGUUUCGGUGGAUUUAAUGGCAGGUAGGAACUUCUUCAUAAUGAAUUGAUAAUUACUUUAUAAUUCCUUGCUAAUGACAGCUCAGGGAAGGUAAAGGUCAUGAUUGGGAGACUUGAAUUGUUACUGGAUGUGGGAAUUGUUUCACUGCUUUUAACUUGCUCAAGCUGGGGCAGGUUCCAGGAACUUGAACUAAAAAUAAUCUAUUUAAGCCUCACUCUUUUUUUUCCUCCUAAAGUCUUGAUUUAUUCAGAUAGAACUGUGGUUUUUCACAUGCCGGGUCAAGAUGUUUGUUUCUAUAGGAAAUGCUUGCACGUGGCACUGGGUUUGGUGAGUCGAGCUCUCUGGGCUCGUUUCCUCUGUCGCCCGUCCUACCUGGCCCUGCAUGGUUAGCCUCCAGCUGGCUCCAGUUUGUUCUCUGCACGAAGCCUUCGGUGGUUCCCUCCCCACAACCCCCACCGCCUGCUCUCCAGCUUUACCCACCAGAAUAAGGAAUCUUGUCUUUUUGGAAAUCAAGAAUCUGGCCCCACAGACUACUACUUCUGAGUUACCUCGUGCCAGCCUCAUUGGACUUACUCUUCGUGCCUCUGUGCCUUCUCAGUCCCUCCCUCCCUCUCCCCUGCCAAGCCCCAGUCCUGACGCUGUGUAGGUGCCAUCUUCGCGGACUCUCCCUCUGUUCUUUUCUGCCCACUGGAGUGCUGUCUGUACUGACCUUCCUCUUGCUUGAGCUCUGGUUGGUGUGAACUCCUUAAAAGCAGGGACCGUCAUUUUCAUCUCUAUUCCCUGGGGUGUCCACAAGAAUAGACAUUCAGAUGCUUAUAGCCUGGUGGAGAGGAGGCAGAGAAAACCAACCAGUGGAGUACAGAGGGCAGACGUGGAGCAAACAUUCCAAGCAUUUGGAGACAGCUGAAAACUAUUUGUGAUUUUCAUGGUUUUGGAAGUCUCUAACUGAAUUGUUAAAAUUGCCUUUUCUCUGUUCUAUACAACUUCUGCCAUAUGGUAAGUCAUUAGGCAAGAUAUAAAGACUUAAAUUCAGGGUGCCCAGGGAGCCAUGGCAAGCCGCAGUAAAGACGUGAAUUGAGGAAACAAUAUAAACAAAGGAGAUCUGUGAUGAUGCCACUCGUUAUUUUAUUUCUAUAGCAGAAUCAUUUUUUUUUCUGUGUGUGGUAUUAAUAUGUAUGUGCUUCAGUGGUGGGAAAACUUGAAAAUUCCAAAAUCCUUGCUAUCCUAAUUGAGAGGCUGGUUAAGUAAGGUGUAAGUAUGGUGUGUGUGUGUGUGUGUGUGUGUGUGUGUGUGUGUGUGUAUGUAUGUGUGUGAGUGAGAGAGAGAGAGAGUGUGAGUGAUGUAUUUAUUAACAUUAUUUUGAAAGAUAAUAGUAUGUUCUCUUAGGUACAGCCAAAUUGGAUGUUUCCAUUUGGCAAGGAAGGUAGGAUUUCUGAAACUCAGGCCUUAACCAGUAGGUUGGAAGACAAGACCAAUUGAAGCGUUAUGAAAUGUGUGUUUUUGUUGCUUAUGUUGUAUCUGUUUUGGGUUGUCUUAUUCUUUAAUGAUUUUUGAAAUCUUGUGCCUAAAAGUUUAUUUUGCGUAAUUAUGAAGUAGAUGUGCAUGUUUACAUUUAUGUAAAAUGUUUGCAUUUAUGUAAAAUACUUGCUGUGUAAAGUUUUUUUGGUUUAUUCUCUUAAAGAUCACUAUAUUUAAGUAAAAAAUGAAGGUCAGCAGUA
Molecule: messenger RNA, 4693 nt
Organism: Leopardus geoffroyi (Geoffroy's cat)
Lineage: Eukaryota; Metazoa; Chordata; Mammalia; Carnivora; Felidae
Gene: EAF1
Product: ELL associated factor 1
Exons: 7
Coding region: 63-1319 (418 amino acids)
Biological process (GO): positive regulation of DNA-templated transcription; regulation of transcription elongation by RNA polymerase II
Cellular component (GO): super elongation complex
Molecular function (GO): transcription elongation factor activity
Source: RefSeq, a predicted model, not a curated record